Theobroma umbraticum is the source of this 1541-nucleotide messenger RNA. RefSeq names its product DUF1645-domain containing protein (gene AR781). The record is from RefSeq and is a predicted model, not a curated record. Lineage: Eukaryota; Viridiplantae; Streptophyta; Magnoliopsida; Malvales; Malvaceae.
GAUUGAAGAAUCAAAUCGAGAAAGCCAUAUUCCGUGAUUGAGUAUAGAAAAUCAGACAUGAAAUUCGCUUGGUAUUAAAAGGCGGCUGCCUGGUCAAAAAGCUCUACCUUCUAUUGUACCAGCUGUCUCUCUCUCUCUCUGAUAUUUCUCGCUUGUUUCCUCUCGUCUGCUUUUAUAUCUAAGCCCUUUAACAACCUUUUGGCUUGCCACGCUGCUCCAUAACCAACUUGGCCUAGCUAUCAUAGAGGAAACUGAUCAGAAUUUUUACAAGAAAGAAUGGAAGUGGUGAUACCAGCUGCGCCGGUUAUGGAUUUUGAUUUCAACAGCACUAGAUCAUCUCCUCGCUCGAGUGCUCCUUCUACGCCUAAACGUUUUGGUGACUGUUUCUUCAGUGCGCCGACGAGUCCCUCGCGAAUGUCUGAGUUCUAUCGUGAAUUUGAUAGAUUCUCCAUGAUGAAAGAUAGGCAAAGCAGCAUAGGAAGCAGCUCCUUGGCGAUUCCUUUUGAUUGGGAAGAGAAGCCAGGUACACCAAAGUCACCAAGAGCAACUGGAAAUGAUGAGGAAGAAGAUGAUUUCGCUUUUGAUUUUAGUGAGGCCUUGGAGAAAACAUCUCUCCCAGCUGAAGAACUCUUUGAUGGAGGGAAAAUCAGGCCCUUGAAGCCUCCACCUCGGUUACAGGUUGACGAGUGCAACCAGAAAAGCCCACUUUUGUCAUCACCAAGGUCGCCAAGAUCAGCAUUAUCCCAAGGUAAAAAGAUUAUCCGUGAAGCUUUUUCACCAAGAAAGAAAAAGGACCGGGACCCUUUUGCAACUGCUAUCGAAAGUAGUCGAAAUGAUACAGAACAUGGAAGAGGAAGAGAAAGAGUUCAAGAUUUCUCAUCAAGGAAUUCAAGCCGUAGAGCAACAAGAUCCCUUUCUCCUUAUAGAGUAUCUGAAUAUCCAUGGGAAGAAGAAGAGAAACAGCAGCAACGUGAAACCACCAAGCAAUCACCAUUGAAUUCAAAGCCUUCCUUGCCUUCAACCUCGUCUAAGAGUUCUUCCAGAAAAUGGAGAUUAAGAGAUUUCCUGUUGUUCAGAAGCGCAUCCGAGGGACGUGCGACGGAUAAAGAUCCAUUCAGGAAGUUCUCAUCAGCUUUUUCAAAACCCGAAGCUGAUACCAAGAAUUCCAGCAGUUUCCGAUCCACCGACAGCUCUGGUUCAGUCGUUCCAGAAAAAAUAUCGGCUCAUGAGCUACAUUACACAACGAACAAAGCGGUAUCCGAGGACAUGAAGAAGAAAACUUUCUUGCCAUACAAACAAGGUAUCCUGGGGAGACUAGCGUUCAAUCCUGCCGUCCAUGCCCUUGCCAACGGAUUUGGAACACUCACACGUUCAUAAACCAUCAUCAUCGAUCCUCCAUUACUUUAUUCCAAGUGAUCAUUUCAUUUGUUUGUUGUAAAGAUUAUCCUUUUGAUUAUUCCUCUGAAAGUGUAGAAUUCGUACGAGGAACAAUAAUCAUGAGUUGUCUGCAAAUCAAUGAAAAUUUUCGUGUUGCAUGCUAA